This is a messenger RNA of Molossus molossus (Pallas's mastiff bat), 1398 nucleotides long. RefSeq names its product ankyrin repeat domain 61 (gene ANKRD61). Gene Ontology annotation, molecular function: protein binding. NCBI's taxonomy places the organism in Eukaryota, Metazoa, Chordata, Mammalia, Chiroptera, Molossidae. The coding region runs from base 1 to 1248 and encodes 415 amino acids. The transcript has 3 exons. The record is from RefSeq and is a predicted model, not a curated record.
AUGGGAAACAUAGUCAAGAGAGGCAGUAGGGAGCUGGUCACGGACGGGGAAGAGGGCUCAUGUGGCGCGCUCCACGCCAAACUCUACGAGGCCAUCAUGAGAGAAGACUGCACUGCCAUCCAGGCACUCCUUCGAAGCCACCCCGUCAAUCAGCCCCUGACCGUUCUGGCCACCUCCACCAGCUGCAGAUUAGUGCUGACCCAGCAGACGCAGUCCAUCAUCCCCAUUCACCUGGCUGCUGAAUACCGCAAGGCUCAAAGUUUGCACUGUUUGUUAGAACAUGGCGCUGACCCAGAAGUAAGGGACACACGAGGCCUCACCACACUCCACCUGAUGCUGCUGUACUGGCCGAUCACCUCUACCGUGCAGACAAAGCCGGGGAACAGAAUCCAAAGGCUCCUCACAGACAUUCAGAAUAACGCCGUGACGUGCCUCCGCAUUCUGUGUGAGCACGGAGCUCAAGUGAACGCUCAGGUGAACAACGGAUACAAGCACUCGGCCCUCCACCUGGCCAUAAGAUGCGGGACCUAUCCAGUCCUCUCCAUUUUAGCCCAAAACGGUGCUCAGGUCAAUGCUAUUAAUGAAUGCAGCAUGACGCCCCUUCACAUGGCUGCAGAUAUACUGAAUAAGGAGAUGAUAGAGACGCUCAUUGCCUGUGGCGCACAUGUCAACUGCGCUAUCCCUUCCACGGGGAACACAGCCCUUAAGUUGGCAGUUUGCACCGCGUCCAGCAAAGCCGGCCGAGUGCUGGCAGCAGGGCUGGGCUGCAUCCGUCUGCUGCUGACUCACGGAGCCGAAGUCAAUGCCCAGGACCACAAGGGCCAAACAGCUAUCCACGAGGCAUGUUUUGCAGGCAGAGAGGCAGUAAUCAACCUCUUGCUUGAAUUUGAAGCCAACAUUAACAUCCUAACAAGAAACGGGGAAUCUCCCAUACACAUGUACCUCCAGCGGAGUUCCAAUAUAAGAGACACGGCACUUCUUGCCAAGUUGCUUUACCUCUCUUACCCUUUGAGACUGACCAAUAAUCAAGGAAUUCUACCUGCAGGACUCAUGCUACCAGAAUUCCACCUCUUAAGGGAAUCCCUAAUAAAAUUGUCUCAAAACCCGUUAUCCCUAGAGGAUAUCUGUAAAAGAAACAUCAUAAAUAUUUAUGGUGAGAAGUACAAACAACAUGUGAAGCACCUUCUCCCAGAGAAAAUAUGGAAUUCUGUAUAUGGGUAUUAUGACCUGACUUGUCUCUUGAAAUAAGACCUCAAUGUCACGGUGCCACAGGAUUUCAGCAACUCCGAUCACAUUUUCUGGCUAGACACAUACCCGGAAGAUACUUAAACCAUUGCCUUAUCCAUCCUGAAUGUACGAACUACUGGUUCUUAAACUUCUUCAAAAAAUAAAACUGAU